Molecule: messenger RNA, 441 nt
Organism: Entrophospora candida
Lineage: Eukaryota; Fungi; Glomeromycota; Glomeromycetes; Entrophosporales; Entrophosporaceae
Source: the annotation of a GenBank genome assembly
AUGGAAAGGUUUAUUGAUAGCAAUCCUAAUGUUCCUCCUGGAGUAAAAUACCAUGCUUCGGAAAUUAGUUAUGAAAAGUUAAUCAAAACCAUCGCUCACGAAUUAGCCCAUGCUUACCAAUAUACUAUUAACUUAAAGAAGGAAGGAGAAAAAAGUAAUUGCGAGAGUUCUGGAGAGAAAGACGCCGAAGAAAAAGAUGAGGAAGAGGAAUUUGGGAAAUUGAUUACUUUACUAAAAGGGAGUAAGGAUUUAUUAGAUUUAGAAAAAAAUUAUCGUGCUGUCAAAAAAAGUCCUUUUUAUAGUGAAAUUAAAAAUACUCUUGGAGGAAAAGAAAACAAUAAACAAUUGUUAGACAGUUACUAUGCUAAGAAAACUAUAAAUUUAAAAACUUCUGAAACUAACAGUCCAAAUAAUAACUCUUAUUUUAAUGGCUAUUUAUGA